This is a messenger RNA of Diorhabda carinulata, 5761 nucleotides long. Its product is annotated as peptidylglycine alpha-hydroxylating monooxygenase. Gene Ontology annotation, molecular function: oxidoreductase activity, acting on paired donors, with incorporation or reduction of molecular oxygen, reduced ascorbate as one donor, and incorporation of one atom of oxygen; copper ion binding. The record is from RefSeq and is a predicted model, not a curated record. The transcript has 10 exons. Bases 69 to 1112 code for a protein of 347 amino acids. Lineage: Eukaryota; Metazoa; Arthropoda; Insecta; Coleoptera; Chrysomelidae. Gene Ontology annotation, cellular component: membrane; extracellular region. Gene Ontology annotation, biological process: peptide metabolic process.
GUCACUCUAUAUUGAAAAGUUUGGUUAUGUUGAAGUCUGUCUAAUAUUUGUAUGAAGUUUAUUGAUUUAUGAAAAGAAUGGCGGUUAUCCAUAUGUUAUCGUUGUCAAUUUUUUUUGUGCUACUAUUUACUUUUAAUUUAACAUGCUGUGAAGUAAAAAAGUUUCCACUUUUAAUGCCUAAUGUAUAUCCAGCUAGACCUGACUUAUACAUUUGCACACCCGUUCGAAUUGUUGAUGAUAAAACAUUUUAUAUAGUGGGAUUUGAACCCAAUGCUACAAUGCACGUUGCUCAUCAUAUGUUACUUUUUGGAUGUGGUCAUCCUGGAUCUAAUAAAGAAAUAUGGGAUUGUGGAGAAAUGUCAGCAGCUGACUCAUAUAGCACUUUGAAAAAGGCUCCCCCAUGCAGAGAUGGUAACCACGUUUUGUAUGCUUGGGCAAGAAAUGCAAAAUCAUUAACAUUACCAGAUGAUGUUGGUUUCCAAGUUGGAAAAGGAACUGGUAUACAGUAUUUGGUUCUGCAAGUUCAUUACACCAAACCAUUUCCAGAGGGACAGACUGAUAAUUCUGGAUUGUUUCUAAUGUAUACAGAAGAACCUCAGAGUAAACUAGCAGGAGUGCUGCUAUUAGGUGUAGGAGGAAUAAUUCCACCAAAAAGCCAAACUUAUAUGGAGACCGCCUGUGAAAUUGAAGAAAACAAAGUUAUACACCCCUUCGCAUACCGAACACAUACACAUACUUUGGGGAGAGUAGUUUCUGGAUAUAGAGUUACAAGAGAUGAAACUGGAGAAGAUCAUUGGUCUUUAUUGGGCAAACGGGAUCCUCUGACACCUCAGAUGUUCUACCCGAUAUUUGAUAGUACCCCAAUUAAAUAUGGAGAUCGUUUGGCUGCUAGAUGUACAAUGGAUAGUUCAAAUAGGAACAGAUAUACACAAGUUGGCCCUACUAAUAACGAUGAGAUGUGUAAUUUUUAUAUCAUGUACUAUGUGAAAAAUGAUACACCUUUAACUAGAAAAUAUUGUACCACCGUUGGACCUCCAUACUACAGAUGGGCUUUGGACAAAGAAAACGAUUUAAAUAAUAUUCCAGACGAAGAAGCAUCUACAUUGGACUAGAUUAUAAUUUAGACUGUUCACUAAGACUUCCCCUAAUCCUUUGAGAGAAUCUAAUUAGUAUUUUUAUAUAAUUUGAACGACACACAAAUGAGACAUUUCAUCAUAACAUAAUUUAGAGAAGAAGAGAAUAUCAGUCUAUAAUACCUGUCUUCUAAUCUUUCAUACUCCCAAAAGAAAGUACCUACUCUUGAAUGUUUAGCAUUUUCAACCAUGUAUUUUUUGUAUAAAUAAAUCCCAGCAGAUUUCCUCUACUCCUUAUUUCUUCCAUAUUUCCAAAUAGAAUAUUCAGUGUGCCUUUACUUUAUGUACGUGAAUUCCACAUAUGUGUAUAUGUGAUAGUUUUCCAGCUCUAAAUGAAUCUCAAUAAAUUUCUCAAAAUUUUUGGUUACUCUUCUUAUUACCAUAUAUUAUUAAUUUUUGUGUAUUCAUCAAGAUUUUUAUUUUUGUAUAAAGAAAAGGUACGUUGGAGUUUCUAAAGACAUGGAGUUGCUUUUGGUGUUGAUCUGAUUUGAUGUGAUAUAAACAUAUUUCAAGUUGUAGGUAAAACACUGCAAUGAUGACAAACUUUUAAUUCAAAUGGUGUCUGUUAUGUGUGUCAAAUAAUGAAUAAUAUCGACCAAUUAUUUAGUUACUUUGAAACUUUUCUGACUUUACUUACUGGAACUUUAUCUUUAAUGCUGAAGGCUCGAAGUCAAAAUAACACUUUUUAUCACAACCUGACAGUAUAAUUUUAGGACUUUCAAAACAAUUAAUGUAAUAAGUGUUAUAUAUAUAUAUAUAUAUAUAUAUAUAUAUAUAUAUAUAUAUAUAUAUAUAUAUAUAUAAUGGUCAAUUUAUCUACAAAUUUUAAAUAAUUAUUUAAAAAAGGAAAGAAAGUUAUAUCAGAAGUUUACUAUAUUAGCAUGUUUGAUUUAGUUUUAUUCUUUGAAAAUGGAUACUUUUACACAAUUCAAUAUAAAAUUUUAGCUCCAAUAACAGUUAUAAUUAUUAAAAAUAUAUUUUGUUUGUAGACACACAGAAUACACCACAUUCCAGUAUUCGCUAGCACUACUAAUUGCACACUACUAGAAUAGUAUGAAUUUAUAGUAGAAGUUCCAUCCAUUUUUGUAUUAAAAAAUGCUUAGUUUCAGUUAUUAGAAGGACUAAUGUAUUUUUUUCGACUAUUUGCUAUGAGAAACAUGUAAGAAAUAAAACCUGAACGACUAGAAUUCGCAAAACAUCAACCAAAAAAAUUUCAUAAUUACACUGUCUGAUGCGCAUUAUAAUAACAAAGUUAACAUCUUCAGAGUCUUCAAUUUACUCUCUAUCGCUGAAGACGAUAACUUGGUUAUCACAACGCGUGUCGAUAUUGUUGUAGUGGUAGUUAAUAGUCUGUUCAGUAUGAAUAUCACCCACGGUUCAAGUAAUUCAAACUCCUCCAAAUGCUAAUCAAAGGUAACAAAAGAAAAAACUUGCAAAGUAACAUAUACAUAUAAAAAAAACAGGUUUAUAACUGUUAGAAUAUAAACCGGGCGCUAUCAUUUAUUAGCAACUAGUCUGAGCAAUGUAUGUACCUAUAAUACAGAAUUCUGAUGGCAGUUUAUUCGCUAUCCAAUUAAAAAAUAUAAAUAAAUAACUGGAGGUCACUUAAUUCAAGUCAUACUUCAUUACAGAUUUUCUUUUCUAUAGAAAUAUCAAAUCGAUAGAGAGAGAAAUUAAUUUAAUUUUUGAGCAAAAUGUCCUGAAAAAACAAUUAAUUGCUUAUUGCUCAAAGGUUUCAAAGUUCCUCUUAAAAAGUUGGAAAUAUAUUUACAUAGUGAUCUAAAAGAUAAAUUAAAAAUGACAUUUUCAUAAUUUCAUGUGAGAUUUUGCCAAUAUGUUCCAUAUUUAGUCGUGUCAAUCAUUUUGUAUAAAAAACUGAUCUGAAUACAUAAUAAUUAAGAGUUGAAACAAUUUGAAGCAUGUUGCCAAAAUUUGAAUUGUCUAUUAUUUAUAAUUUGGGUAAUAGAUAAUUAGAGUUUGCUUUCAGGAUAAUUUUAAUAAUAUUGAAGUGUAAUGUUUGAAGAAACUUCCUGUUCUCAUUGUUACCACUACUUUCUAUAUACAAUUACAGUUUUUUACUAUCUUAAGUAGGGUAUGAUUUUAUGUGAAAUUGUAAUUUGUGAUAGACUUCAAACAAGCUAAGAAUUGAUACAUGAUUAAUUUGAGAAUUUUCAUUUGGAGAAGGUAUUUCCUAUUUCACACUAUCAUGAAAUGAUGCAUAACAAGGGGGUUGUUCUUGAUCUACAUUUUUUCUCUCAAUCAGUAGAGUUGUAUUCAUAGUCUUAUAGUAUCUUAUGCAGAAAAUGAAGCUUGUGCUAUUUUACUAUAAUGUUUGUCACAAUUCUUCGGUCAAUUAUUAAAUUUGUCGAUGGUAUUUCAACUAAGGAACCUGAAUCAAAUAACACUUCAUAAUUCUUGAAUGUAUCCAUAGUGCUCAACCAAGUGACCUGAAUCAGUUAACUUUACUAUGCUCAUACGAAUAAUUCUUUCAGUUUGUUGAUGCUGAAUGUGAGUCAUUUUAUUUGGUGUUCUACUUUUAUGUUUCAACCAGAAUUAUGUUGGUGCUAAGGGACUUGUAGUAUUUUGAGGCAGAGGGAAUAUGGCUAGUUACAGAAAUAUUAGGAAAAGAACAUAGAGAAUAAAAUAGUGAUUAUAUUUAUAAUACUGUAUUUGUGUAUAAGUUGUAUGGUAGCAUUGUGAAAGUCGAAAUUUCAUUUAAAAUUAUUAAUUAUGGGAAAUAUUUACAGGUUUAUUAUAUUUUGUCUUUUAUUCUAAAAUGAAUGUAUCUUCUUUUAUGUAGUACGUACCUUUAUACUAAUUGUACGUGUCUUAUAGGAUUGAUAUAAUUUUUUAAUUAUUGUAAAUUUGUGAAUUUAGUGGUUAAUAUAUAACUGCGAAGGUACGUGUUAUUUUUAAAAUGAGGAUUUAAUGCAUUUAUUUAUUUAAAAUGAGAGUAUAGAGGGAUAACCUAUUACAGUUGUGAUGUUUCUUUGUAUAUUUUUGUUUUUGUAACAAUCUCCAUCCUUAAUUUUAUUUAUUCUUCAUUAGUUAAAUACCAAUAUUGAAAUUUCAUUUUUUUUAUAUUUUUAUAUAUUGAUAGGAAUUUUGGCCAAUGGUGUUUUUAUUUAGCAAACAGUUCUAUGUACUUAAUAUAUUCGUUGUCCGAUAAAUGUGAUAGGAAUUAUGGAUCUUAAAACAUUUUUUAUGCUAUUUGGGAAAUUUUAAAUUACAGUCAUAAGGAUGUUUUUGAUAAUGUGCAUUAGCAUUAUCAAAAACAUCCUUAUUUGAAAAACGACACAGAAUGUUGUAACUAUGUGAUUUAUAGCAAGAAAAGUGUAUUGCUCGAGAUCGGUUUUUUAAAGGAAAAUAAGAAUCUACAACUCAACAUAAAAAAAAUUCCUUCUCUCUUUCCUUUUUUCAGUAACAUUCUGGAAUGUUUUUGUAUUUUUAAAAUGCAGUCCGAUAGAUUCUUAGGUUAUUCUUUGGUUCAUUUUACAUAUUUUUUGCGCACAAAUCAGGAAGUUUAACAUCAUAUCAGUAAUAGACUAUUUUGCGUUGAACAUCAUAUCAGUAGUAGACUAUUUUGCGUUAGUUUUUUAUGCUGUGAAACUUUUAGUCAAUCGUACUUAAUCAUGAGUGAGUAUAGCUAAAAAUAUAUAAAAACCAGUAUUAAAUUUAUUAAUGUUAAGUUUUUCAUACAUUUUAUUUAUCGUGUUGGCAACUAUUGUGUUAACAUGCUCAAAAUGAAAGUAAAUGUACAAAUAACAAAUAUGUAUAUUCUACUAAUAUUACAAAUAAAAGUGACUUGUGAGAUGAGCAGGUAAAUUGGGUAUAUUCUCGUAUCAACUUUUUUAAUAAGUUUACUGAUUUAAAAUUUUCUUUACAGAAGAAUUUUCAUGGUAUUGCUGCCGAUUAAUCAAAUUAACUGAGAAAUUAGACAGAAAUGAUUGUAUUCUGGAAUAAUUACCAAUUUUGAUUUAAAAUUAUACAAAAAUAAUCUAAUCGAUUAUGAUAUAUACAAUUUAUACAAAAAGGAGUCUUGUUUUUGGAUAUUUACUUUCCUAACGACAUUUAAAUGGCAGUACAUAAAUAGUUCCUUACUAUGUUCCAGUUACUGUACAUACAUCUGCUCUGCUAUAUGUGGUAGUGUGACUGUUCAUAAUUAUUAUUGUUUGCAUAGUUAUUAGAUAUAUAUAAAAAAAUUCCCAAGAUAGAUUCGGUUUUUUUUGGUCUAAAAAUAAAAUCUAAUUUAAUUGCAAAAAUACCUUAUAUACUACUAUAACUUGUAAUUCUCACAUGAUUUUUUAUUUGUACAUAUUUUCGCCAAAUAUAUUAUUGGUAACAGAGUGUGUCACUCCUUCAUUAUACCUUAUUAUGAUUUGAAAUAGUCAGUUUGGGAACUCAUAAUGUAUAUUGUUAUUAGCUUUUUAAAUUAUAAACUACAUCUGAGUGACUCGUUCUGUAUAAAUUCAAGUACUUUGUUAUUUUCGAGAUUUUUGCUUCAUUUUGGUCAUGUCAAAUGAUAAGAACCUAAUGGUAAAGAAUUUACGCUAUACAGAAACAGAGAAAUAUAAAAUAUUGUAUAUAAGAUUCUAUUUUUAAUUGGAAUAUAUUAUUUUCUUUGAGGA